Molecule: messenger RNA, 1454 nt
Organism: Exaiptasia diaphana
Lineage: Eukaryota; Metazoa; Cnidaria; Anthozoa; Actiniaria; Aiptasiidae
Exons: 4
Coding region: 372-1016 (214 amino acids)
Source: RefSeq, a predicted model, not a curated record
CUACUGACCUUGUUUCUGGUUCUUCUACUUGACACAUACUGCAAACUACUACAGCAAAACAACAUUAAGACCAUAACAGUACUAAAAGACGCCAUGUUGGACUGAUGCUUUCAUAAUACAAAGCUUCUUUAUACCUUCUGUAAGUGACGUCAUAAAUCCGUCAUCACUGACUGACCUUUAAAACACUAUACAGCACGAUAUGAAUUGYAGCACAGCAAACUCUUGUGCGUUAUACUGGGAUUAGAAAAAACUUGAGGCAGGAAUUGCUCUGUUUUGCCAGUUAAGUGCUGUGUAAACACGCAACUGUUAAGAAAAAGAAGUCGGCAAGAAUUACAUCAGAACGAAACAAGGAACUAUUAAUAUAGACCAAGAUGGCGGGUCUAAAGGUGUUAUUGGUGAUCGUCUUGACUUCGUUGGCUGUGGAUGAGUCGAUGUGUCAUGUUGUACCAACAUCAAAGCAAUCACAGUCCAGCCAGUCGUUUGGUGCCUCGGCCAUUUCGUCCCUCAUGAUAUUCUCGCAACAACUCAAGUCACUUGAGGAUACAGUGAAGAGACAGAACAAGAAAAUUGAAAAUCAAAAUGACCGACUUGAAAARCUAAAAGCAUCCAUCAAUGACAAAGCCACCAAGUUUUCAGUUCAUAAAGUGAGGUCAGAGCUGCGAAACAAGUUUGACGUCAUAAGGCAAGACUUGGAGAUGAGAAAACGAGGCAUUGAACAAUAUAGGAACAAAAUGAACAAGUUGGAAAACAUCAUAUCGACAACCCAGUCAGACUACAGUGACAUUGAGAUGAAAGUAGAUGUUGUCCGAGAGCGAUUCGAUGAUCUGAGCACAAAAUGUCGUCGUGUGAAGACAGGUUGGAAUAACCGUGCUAAUGGUGAAAUCUUGUUCCUUGAUCGUCACUAUUUGUCAUGUAGAUCCAAUGAGUUUAUUCAUUCGUUUCUUCUUGAGCGACGUAGUGACGUACCAUGGUCUAUGGUMAGAUAUGUGUACGAGUGUUGUAAAUAUACCAUAUAGUUACCAAGGUAACGUAUGGUGGUAAGACCAGGGUAUCCGUCAUAUACAUUGGUUGGACUCGAAUAAGCCACCCCUGUCAUUCAGAAUAAACCCACAAAACCCGUAUCAUUAUUACUACCCACUAACUGAUAUCACCUAAUAUGGCAACUGAAUUCCAAAUAUGGCAAAUUGCUAGUGAAAACAAACUAUAGUAACCUUGGACUAACUAUGAACAAAUCACGUAAUUUCAGUUUCUUUUAAGUUUUCUUCACUCCAUUGUAGCAUGACAAAAGACUGAUAAUUACAAUAUCUGUUAGUUUUGAUUACUUCUCGGUGAAAUAGUUAUCACGAUUUUAACAUUAUAUGAUAUACAUUUUAAAAAUUGUGACUAAUAUAGUUUAGCUUAUAUGUGAGUUUAUAUAAAAAUAUCACUUUACAAUAUAGUGCAUGGUAUUCAAU